CUUUGGAGCUGGCCUUAUAUUUGGAUCUCCCGGGCAGCUUUUUGGAAACUCCUAGUGAACAUGCUGUGCCUCAAGCCAGUGAAAUUAGGCUCCCUGGAGGUGGGACACGGGCAGCAUGGUGGAAUUUUGGCCUGUGGUCGUGCAGUCCAGGGGGCUGGAUGGCAUGCUGGACCCAAGCUCACCUCAGUGUCUGGGCCCAAUAAAGGUUUUGCCAAGGACGCAGCUUUCUAUACUGGCCGCUGUGAGGUGCAUAGCGUAAUGUCCAUGUUGUUCUACACUCUGAUCACUGCGUUUUUGAUCGGCGUACAGGCAGAACCGUACACAGAUAGCAAUGUCCCAGAAGGAGACUCUGUCCCUGAAGCCCACUGGACUAAACUUCAGCAUUCCCUUGACACAGCCCUCCGCAGAGCCCGCAGUGCCCCUACUGCACCAAUAGCUGCCCGCGUGACAGGGCAGACCCGCAACAUCACUGUGGACCCCAGACUGUUUAAGAAACGGAGACUCCACUCACCCCGUGUGCUGUUCAGCACCCAGCCUCCACCGACCUCUUCAGACACUCUGGAUCUAGACUUCCAGGCCCAUGGUACAAUCCCUUUCAACAGGACUCACCGGAGCAAGCGCUCAUCCACCCACCCAGUCUUCCACAUGGGGGAGUUCUCAGUGUGUGACAGUGUCAGUGUGUGGGUUGGAGAUAAGACCACAGCCACAGACAUCAAGGGCAAGGAGGUGACAGUGCUGGCCGAGGUGAACAUUAACAACAAUGUAUUCAGACAGUACUUUUUUGAGACCAAGUGCCGAGCCUCCAAUCCUGUUGAGAGUGGGUGCCGGGGCAUCGACUCCAAACACUGGAACUCAUACUGCACCACGACUCACACCUUCGUCAAGGCGUUGACAACAGAUGAGAAGCAGGCUGCCUGGAGGUUCAUCCGGAUAGACACAGCCUGUGUGUGUGUGCUCAGCAGGAAGGCUACAAGAAGAGGCUGACUUGCCUGCAGCCCCCUUCCCCACCUGCCCCCUCCACACUCUCCUGGGCCCCUCCCUACCUCAGCCUGUAAAUUAUUUUAAAUUAUAAGGACUGCAUGAUAAUUUAUCGUUUAUACAAUUUUAAAGACAUUAUUUAUUAAAUUUUCAAAGCAUCCUGUA
Messenger RNA from Mus caroli (Ryukyu mouse), 1143 nucleotides. It is a transcript of the gene Ngf, whose product is annotated as nerve growth factor. Lineage: Eukaryota; Metazoa; Chordata; Mammalia; Rodentia; Muridae. Gene Ontology annotation, cellular component: axon; dendrite; synaptic vesicle. The record is from RefSeq and is a predicted model, not a curated record. Gene Ontology annotation, biological process: nerve growth factor signaling pathway; neuron projection morphogenesis; nerve development. Gene Ontology annotation, molecular function: growth factor activity; nerve growth factor receptor binding.